Molecule: messenger RNA, 1749 nt
Organism: Naegleria lovaniensis
Lineage: Eukaryota; Heterolobosea; Eutetramitea; Acrasida; Naegleriidae
Exons: 2
Coding region: 1-1749 (582 amino acids)
Cellular component (GO): nucleus
Molecular function (GO): RNA binding
Source: RefSeq, a predicted model, not a curated record
AUGUCAUCCUCUGCUCGAACCAUUACUACUAAAGGUGGAGAGGUGCUCUAUGUUCACGUUCCGGAUUCAUCCGAUAAGGAGAUUGAAGAAUUGUAUAAAUGUGAGGAAGAGUUAAGCGAAGCUUUGGGAGGAUACAAAGGAGGCUCUUCAUCAUCACCAAAUUUAGAGAGUCAGUACAAGACAACUUUCCAGAAAAUUCUGGCAUCUGUCUCACCCAAUCACUCCAAGAAAGCUAAAGAACUUGCCUGCCAAUUCAUUCCGAAGUACGCUGCUCAUUUUCCAUCAUUGUCCACAGAAAUUUUGAAUAGCCAGUUGGAUUUAUGCGAAGACGAAGAUAGAGGUUUAAGAAUACAAGCAAUCAAAGCAUUGCCAAAGCUUUGUCAAUUGUGGAAUUCUCAAGUUCACAUCAUUACUAGUGUAUUAAUUCAAUUGCUGAGAGAUGCAGAUGCUGGUGAAACUCAAAUUGUGAAAGAUUGUUUGAAUGAAUUGAUGGAUCUCGAUGCCAAGACUUGCUUUGCUUCUGCUCUGCAACAAAUUGCAAGCCCUUCAUCGGGUGAUGAAGCAAUGUUAAGGGAGAAAGCCAUAGAUUAUCUCUCUGAUAUCAUGAAAAAGAAGAAUAUUAAUCUUCAAUUUCAAGAUGAAAAGGUGCAAGAACAAUUUCUCAAGGAUGCUGAAAAGAUUUUGUCCAUAUUCACUUCGUCAUCAGAGUCGUUUUUAAAUCAUGAAAAGGAGGCUGAAAACAUGAGAUUAUUUUUGUCUCUUAUUUCAAAAUUGAAAAUGUUUAAGAAUGACACGGUAGCAUGGAUGAAGUUUCUUAAAAAUCACUGUCCUGUUGAUGUUGAGAGUUCUCUCCAUUUGAAAGAUGAUGCUGACAAGUGGAAAUUACGUAAAUUCCUUUCUUUCUUAAGAGCUGCAAAGAAAGGAAUGACCGAACAAAAAGAAAACUCGCCUUACUUCCCAUUCCUCAUGAAACAUGUAUUUCCAAAUCUCAAAGAUUUACAAAACACUAAUGUCGAAGAUGACAAAUUACGAGUCGUCACAUUAAGAACUAUUGCAGAGAUUGCACACUGUACAUCAGAAUACUACUCUCGUACUUUUAUACCAACCAUCUAUGACGCUCUCAAAAGCGAAAUUCCAGAAAAAGCAGAUGCCUCUGCAGUGUUAAACUUUACCAAUAUUGAGUGCUAUCUACUAAUUUUCCACCGAUUGGCCAUUAAGAGCCCUGGUUCGUUAAACGCCGUUUGCGGUAUUAAGAUUGUUACUGGCCAACCAUCAGACACAUUUGGAGACUAUAAGCAUCUUCGACAAGAGAUGAUUCAAAAACUUCAUGUGUUGGAACAAGUCUGUUCUCCCUAUGUAGGUCGAUUGAAGUCGCUCAUCGACCAAUUGAAGAAGGAAGGAAAAGAAAAGAACGCAGAGGAGGUCAGAACAAAAACUCAAAUUUUCAAAUGUAUUGAAAACAUUGUGACACUCACAAAGGCCCUCAAGAAAUCUCGUCCUGAAUUUAUUCAAUUUUAUGAUUUGAUUCCAAGUUGGAUUGUCAUGAGAAAAAAGCUAAAGAAACAUAAGAGAAAGUUUAGUAAGGAAGUGGAUGGUAACGACAAGCAAGGAAAGAAAAAGAAGGUGAAGAGAGAACAUAACGAAGGAAGUUCAAAAGCUUCCAGCAGCUAUAACAAUCAACAAAAAAGAGGAAACAACAUUACGAGAGGAAAAGGCCAAAGAAAUAAGCGAGGAAAACAUACAAAGUAA